GAUAAAUACGAGAGGAGAUAUGUAUAUAUUUAUUAUUCUGUAGAGCCACUAAGUACGUCAGUUUCUUCUAGCUAUCGUAGAACAAUUAUCACUUCGAUAUAACAGCAAUGAAAAUUCGAAUUUUGCUAUUUCUCUUUGUUCUAAUUUUUCUUAUAACCGAUAACGUCAACGCUGGAAGAAAUUUCUUUUCCCGAGGAUCUUCGUCAUGGGGUCGAAGCUCUUCGUCAUGGGGACGAAGCUCGUCGUCACCGGGUGGUUCUAGAUCUAGUUCAAGUAUUUUUGGACGUAGUAAUACAUCGGGUAGGCGCACGACAGGAUCAAGUUCUUAUGGAAGUUUAUCUGGCAGACAUACAACAGGAUCAAGCUCAGUUACACAUGGAAGUUCAUCUAGUGGACAGAGGACAGGAUCAAAUCCGGUUGGGCAUGGAAUUUCCUCAAGUCAAACUUCAUAUCAGCAAAAUAAAGACUCAAGUACAUCAUUCUUGCACGGUGAAGGGGGAGGUGCUAUUCGACCAUCUCAAACUAAUCCUACACACUCUUCUUUUGGUCAGCCAUCAGCACCAUAUGGAAACACAGGAACAUAUACUAGAAGUCAAACAGGGAAAAUAGGUUUUACGACAGAAAACAAACAAAAUUCUGCUUCUAAUCCUUAUAAUCCAUCGGCUCCAUCGGCACCAUCGUCAGGUCAUAUAUCGAAAUCCACCAUGGUAUCUUCACAAAGCCAUGCUCCAACUUCUUUUGGCCAACCGAGCGCGCCUUUCAACCCGUCGCAGGGAACUGUACCUCAUAACAAUCCUGCAUGGAGCAAUUCCCAUUACAAUCCGAGUCAAUCUCAUCCGCCAAUUCCUGUCUCAACUAACAUCGGAUUUAAAGAUCAUUUACGUCCUACAUCGAUGCCCGUUCCCUCCCACGUUCCUUCUGCACCUUAUCCACAUGCACCUUACCCUGUUUCCACUUCUAAUCAACGUCUCUCUUAUCCUGUUCACUCCGUCGCUAAUCAACCUCAUUCUACUUACAAUCCCAGCCACUCUUUUCCUAGUCAUCAGAUUGGACAUCCCACUAGUUAUCCGGCACAUGUUCCGCCGCCUGUACCGGGCACAUUCGGCAAUCCUUAUGCUACACACCCGGUUGGUAGUGCGUACGGUUCCACAGGACCUAGCUAUUAUCCUCAACAACACAUGUUGGCGCAACCAGCAGCGCAACCGUACAUACCUGGGCAUACGGUCAUUAUGGCUCCCGGUCAGCAAGACAGUGGCAGAGGCUUUGGUCAGAUGGUAAAAGAGGCACUCGUGUUCUCUACUAUUAACGCUGGUGUGAACAGGCUGUUAAAUCCACAUCAUCAUCACUUCGUAUCGGACAGCAGCAGACCAGCUAGCAGCAGUACUACUACGAGCGAAACGCAUAUUACUUAUAACAAUCAUUAUUUUAACGGCAGUCCUACAGGUAACACACCUGUUGUACCGCCUUCUCUAAAUCAGGGAAGUGUCAGUUAUCCUGCCAAUUAUCCAAGUCCAGUGAAUAAUCCAGGAGUAUCGAUUCCUACAAUCGUUAGCGGGAACAACGCUAGCGUCGUGAAUCCAGUUGAUUCUUCCGUUAGUAUGACAGAUAUAACCAAUAGCACUGAAGGUUUUUCAGCUGUUCCUCCAAACGGAUAUCCUACCAACAAUACGAUGAAUAAUCAAGAAUCAGAUCAAUGGGCCAAUAGUAAUAUGCCACAAUAUAGAAUAUCAGAUGGUGAAUUGUGGACGUUAACUGAAGAAUUAUUCGCGCUACAAGAAUUCGAUGUAUCCAAAUAUUUGACGUUACAUCUACAGAGUGCAGUUAAAUCCCCGAAUAUAACAGAUAAAGCUAAAGAACCAUUAAUUCACGUGCAAUCAGAGGUUUACGAGUAUCCGACCAUUUUAGCUAUUCGAGCGCUCUAUGACAAUUACGAGCACAAUUCCACUGUGAAGGAGAACCGUACUAUCACGAAGCGAAAGGCAGAAGAUCUUUUGUUGGAUGUGUUUCUAAACACGAAUGUGAUGGCUAGAGCUAUGAAAUGGUUGUCGAUUCGAGGUUUUAUUGAUCCGGAUGAUUUUGAGUGGAAAGACACUUUGCGACAUAUUUGGUUCAGCCAAUUUAAUGGCGCCACUUCAGGGUUUGAGCGUGUUUUUAUAUCCGAAAGAUACGGUUACGAUCUUCUUGGUGUGCAGGAUUGGAUUUAUUUUGAAUAUCAAGAAUCCAAGAAUCGUAUCGAUUACAAGGGAUACGUCGACAUGUUAAAAUUAGGAGAUAACGCCUCGUUAGUGAAGCUGAACUUCCAAAUGGAUGAUAUUAUCAGGCCAAAUGCGACGAUAUUCGUGGGUACUCUUCCUGAACUUGAAAUGUCCUUGUAUACGAUAUGCUUUUUCGCUAGGCCCAACGACUUAUGUCCCGUCUCUCUCGGUGGCAACAAAUUCAAUAUUUACACACACUCGUUUAGAUAUUACGGGAGAGAUCUCAUAGAUCUCGCACUUCCCAUUUUCUAAUCAUAUUAUUAUAUAAGUAAAUUUCUAAAAUCAUAUUACAGUACUCUCUAGAUAACUUUCCGCCCAAGGGGCUGUAGGGGCGGAAAAUUCUUGGGAACGGAAAGUUAUCGAAAGAGUACUGUAUUAUAUAAAUAAACGCUUCAACAUGUGAGUUAUCAAACGUGUGUAAUAUAUGCGGAUGUAAUUUUAGUAGAAGACUACAUAAUAAAAAUUAUUAUAGAAUGUAAA
Odontomachus brunneus is the source of this 2735-nucleotide messenger RNA. RefSeq names its product poly(U)-specific endoribonuclease homolog. The transcript is spliced from 8 exons. Gene Ontology annotation, molecular function: RNA endonuclease activity. NCBI's taxonomy places the organism in Eukaryota, Metazoa, Arthropoda, Insecta, Hymenoptera, Formicidae. The record is from RefSeq and is a predicted model, not a curated record. Bases 108 to 2507 code for a protein of 799 amino acids.